AUGCGGCCUCAUAUUCCCCUAUCUCUUGCCCUCCUAUCAGCGACGUCUGUGGGAGCAGCCUCAACCUGCAAAUCAACGCCUCAAGACUCAACCUGGCCAGCCCCUGAAGAGUGGAAGUCCCUCAAUGCUUCCAUCAACGGAGCUCUUAUAAAGACAGCCCCAGCUGCCUCGUCCUGCUACCCUGGAAACCCAUUUAGCUCGACCCAGAACUGCACCGAUGUCACCGACCACUGGUCCUAUGCCAUGUACCACGCUGCGUGGCCCGAAAGUGUCGACUACUCCAUAUUCACAAACCACUCGUGUCUCCCCCCAACUGUUGACGGAUAUAGCCAAAUCGCCACUUCCAUGAAAUGGGCAUCAUCGCGGAAUAUCCGCAUCGUCAUCAAGGGGACCGGGCAUGAUAUGAACGGCCGUUCUACUGGCGCAUACUCACUAUCAAUCUGGACUCACAAUCUAAAUCACUUCAAACAUGACCCGCACUGGCGCAUACCCGGUACCAACAGCACCGCAAACGUGGCCAUCCUCGGCAGCGGCAACAACUGGGGCUCUGCAUAUACAGCAGUACACAAUAUCCGCCGAACACUCGUCGGCGGCGAGGACGCAACCGUCGGCCUCGGAGGUCUUAUCCAGAAUGGUGGCCAUGGCCUUCUAUCCAGCACAUACGGUCUUGCCUCAGACAAUGUAUACCAGGCCACGGUUAUUACAACAGACGGACGCCGUCUCAUCGCAAACGACGUACAGAACCAGGACCUGUUCUGGGCCAUCCGCGGUGCGGGCGGUGGUCAGUUCGGUGUAGUCACUGAAUUCGUUUUAAAGACGCAUCCAGUUCCGGAUAAUGUUGUCACUGGUGGACUUAGUUUCCAUGCAGCUGAUGGAUCCAACGCUACCGAAGCUACCUGGGAUGCACUCGUCGAGACUGCAAAUCGCAUUCCAGAUCUCAUGGACACCGGUCUUAAAGGAACCGUGAUGGGCUUGACCGGAGAGUCCGCGCAAAGCUAUCUGGGGAUUAAAGACAAGAUUUCUGGAGCCGCAGCAAUCAUCAAUCUGACUGGCUUCAACACCACAGUUGAGAAAAUGAACUCAACAGUGAACACACUCGCAGCUCAGAUCCAAGCAGCCGCUCAUGGGAAGAUAACCAUAACCCCCCAGCCACCGUCAUCUAAAAGUUACUGGGCCUCCACCAAGCCAAAUCCUCUCGCAAGCCAAUCCAGCGGCGCCAGCGGCAUGAUCACCAGUCGCCUCCUCGGCCGGCCUGAGCUAGUCGAUCUACCCCAUGCCGAGCUACGGCACUAUCUACAGCAGAUACUAAAAACUUCAGAUGAUGACUCCGGAUCUAUGGUAUUAUUCGGAUUACAAGGCGGGUCUGGACCCGCUCGCACACCUGAAGAAAGGCGCGGAAGCGUCCACCCGGCAUGGAGAACGGCAUACGUCCACCUCAUGUCCUAUGGGGCCCCUCUAGACGCCACAGCCGACGCAUCCAAGGCUCUGGCUGGAGCUGCCGAGUGGUAUGAAUCCCAUAUCGAGCCGGUAUGGAGGAACUGGGCUCCUGGUGGUGGAUCGUAUGCGAAUGAGGGUAAUGUCUUCAGCAGUGCAUGGAAGGAAGACUUUUACGGUGAGAACUAUGAUCGUCUGCUAGACGUUAAGCAGAAGUAUGAUUCUGGUAUGAGUUUGUUUGUUUACGGUGGUGUUGGGAGUGAUGAGUGGGAAUAUGAUUUGCACAGUGGUCUACUCUGUCAGAAAUAG
This is a messenger RNA of Aspergillus versicolor CBS 583.65, 1743 nucleotides long. RefSeq names its product putative isoamyl alcohol oxidase. The record is from RefSeq and is a predicted model, not a curated record. NCBI's taxonomy places the organism in Eukaryota, Fungi, Ascomycota, Eurotiomycetes, Eurotiales, Aspergillaceae. The transcript is spliced from 3 exons. Gene Ontology annotation, molecular function: oxidoreductase activity; FAD binding. Bases 1 to 1743 code for a protein of 580 amino acids.